Molecule: messenger RNA, 543 nt
Organism: Penicillium riverlandense
Lineage: Eukaryota; Fungi; Ascomycota; Eurotiomycetes; Eurotiales; Aspergillaceae
Product: general substrate transporter
Exons: 2
Coding region: 1-543 (180 amino acids)
Source: RefSeq, a predicted model, not a curated record
AUGGUUGGUCAAUUCGUCGCCGGGAGGGCUAUUGUCUACAUUGCGGUAGGGCUGGCAGAAAAUACGGCGACAACCUGCCAGUCUGAGAUUACUCCCGCGUCCGGGCGCCUUGGUGUCCUCGAUUCAAACCUCAAUCUAAUUCGGACAGAUCAUGACUUCUGGUAUCAACGAAACCUCAAGUCAUGCCACAAAUCCCAUGGCCUGGAUUAUAUCAGUCGCAAUUCAGGCCCUGGUCCCCGUUAUAGUUCUCGUCCCGUCGGUAUUCCUUGCCUCCAGCCCUCGUUGGUUGACAGCAAGAACCGCAAAGAAGAGGCAGCCAAAUUCCUCGUGAGAGUGCGCACAAAGACUGAUGUGGAAGAAGGGCAUUGUUGGGAAGAAGCCGAUACCGUUGAGGAGGCACUGAAAAAUGCAACCCAAAAGGAACCUUGGCAUCACUUGUUCUGCGAUGUCAACAUUCGUCGCACCAACAUCGUCCGCCCUCGCGCCGUCCGACCACGCGAGUUCCCGGCCCAUGAUUGGGCCCGACUCUCCACAUGGCCCUGA